AUGAAGCUUUUUGCUUUUGUCGCUGCUGCUUCUGCUAGCCCUGCUAUCAAAUCAACCGGAUGCGCUGAUGGCGUUCAUCCUCACGAAACCGACUGCACUAAAUUUUAUAAGAACUCCGGUCAUGUUGAAAAUGGUGGAAACUUCAUGGUGAACUACUAUCCAAGCUGUAAAGUUGGCGAGUGGAACAAAUAUCAGGUCGAACAGCGAUACACGGACACUAAAGACACUCUUGAGCUCAAAAUGUCCAUUGAUGACGAAGUUCUCGUCACUAGAAUUGUAGACGUGGUAGAUGCCUUCAGCGGCGAUCUCUUCGUCGAUGUCUCCAAUGACUUCCACGACUCUGCCACUGGAUUUCGAGUAAGAAACUUCUACCACCAGACCUUCCCCGAAAGCUAA
Molecule: messenger RNA, 396 nt
Organism: Oikopleura dioica
Lineage: Eukaryota; Metazoa; Chordata; Appendicularia; Copelata; Oikopleuridae
Source: the annotation of a GenBank genome assembly